Messenger RNA from Erinaceus europaeus (western European hedgehog), 2986 nucleotides. RefSeq names its product hexokinase 3 (gene HK3). Gene Ontology annotation, molecular function: D-glucose binding; glucokinase activity; fructokinase activity. Gene Ontology annotation, cellular component: mitochondrion; cytosol. Lineage: Eukaryota; Metazoa; Chordata; Mammalia; Eulipotyphla; Erinaceidae. The coding region runs from base 188 to 2932 and encodes 914 amino acids. The record is from RefSeq and is a predicted model, not a curated record. Gene Ontology annotation, biological process: intracellular glucose homeostasis; glycolytic process; glucose 6-phosphate metabolic process. The transcript has 20 exons.
CGGCAGAGAGGAGCAGGGUGUGACUGGAGGACAUUCUCCGGUCACCCUAAUUUACAUUGGGGUGCAAGCCAGGCUAGUGGAGACUUCACAUUGAGAGAAAAGCUCAAGCCAGAGGAGAGGAGCCCUCUGCUGCUGCUCCAGGCUGUUCCUUGUUUCCACAGGUGGCCACCUCCCCUAGUGGAGCCUCAUGGACCCCACAGCAUCCCCGAGUGGGGAAGGAGCCCUGGGCUGCCCUGAGGACAGUAUCCGACUGGUGGAGACAUGCCUGCAGCUCUUCACAGUGACGGAUGCUCAGUUGCAGCAAAUCCAGGCGGCCCUCUUGGCUUCCAUGGAGCAGGCACUGCAAGACCCGGAGGGCCCUGCCUCUGCCGUUCGGAUGCUGCCCACCUACGUGGGCUCCAUCCCACAUGGCACUGAGCAAGGUGACUUUGUGGUGCUGGAGCUGGGAGCCACGGGGGCCUCCCUGCGGGUGCUGUGGGUGACCCUGACAGGCACGGAGGGGCCCAGGCUGGAGCCCCGGAGCCAGGAGUUUGUGAUCCCCCAGGAGGUGAUGCUGGGCCCUGGGCAGCAGCUCUUUGACUUCGCUGCUCGCUGCCUGUGUGAGUUCUUGGACACACUCCCCCUAUGCCAGCAGCCCCUGCAGCUGGGCUUCAGCUUCUCCUUCCCUUGUCACCAGACGGGCCUGGACAAGAGCACCCUCAUUUCCUGGACCAAAGGCUUCUGGUGCAGUGGCAUGGAAGGCCAGGAUGUUGUCCAGAUGCUGCGUGAUGCCAUUAGGAAGCAGGGGGCCUACAGCAUCGACGUGGUGGCUGUGGUCAACGACACAGUGGGCACCAUGAUGGGUGGCCAGCUGGGCCCUGGGCCAUGCGAAGUCGGACUGGUGGUCGACACGGGCACCAAUGCUUGCUACAUGGAGGAGGCGCGCCACGUGGCGGUGCUGGAUGAGGACCGUGGCCGUGUCUGUGUCAGCGUCGAGUGGGGCUCCUUCCAUGACGCCGGGGCCCUGGGCCCAUUGCUGACCACCUUUGACCAUGUGCUGGAUCACGGGUCCCUGAAUCCCGGGGCACAGAGAUUCGAGAAGAUGAUUGGGGGCCUGUACCUGGGGGAGCUGGUGCGCUUGGUGCUGGCUCACCUGACUGAACGCAGGGCCCUCUUUGGCGGCUGCCCUUCCCCUGCCCUGCUGUGCCCAGGCAGCAUCCUCCUAGAGCACCUGGCUGCGAUGGAGGACCCCUCAUCUGGGGAGGCUGGUGCACACGUACUCCUGCAAGACCUGGGCCUGAGCACAGGGAUGGUGGACGCCAAGCUGGUGCAGCAGGUGGGCUGGGCUGUGAGCACCCGGGCCGCCCGGCUCUGUGCCGCUGCCCUGUCUGCUGUCCUUGCCCGCCUCCAGCGUGGCCGGGAACUGCAGACGCUUCGGGUGGCUGUGGCCACGGGAGGCCAGGUGUUCGAGCGGCUGCCCAGGUUCCUCAGUGUCCUGCGGGAGACCGUGCAGCUGCUGGCCCCGCAGUGUGAGGUGUCCUUCACCCCCUCUGAGGAUGGGGGCGGCCGAGGUGUGGCUGUGGUGACUGCUGUGGCCGCCCGCCUGGCCGCCCACCGCCGCCUGCUAGAGGAGACUCUGGCUCCGUUCCGGCUGGGCCACAGAGAGCUGGAGGCCGUGCAGGCGCAGAUGCGGGGGGCCAUGUCCCGGGGGCUCCAUGGGGAAGCCUCCUCCCUCCGCAUGCUGCCCACCUAUGUGCGUGCUACACCGGACGGCAGCGAGCGUGGGGACUUCCUGGCCCUGGACCUGGGGGGCACCAACUUCCGGGUCCUGCUGGUGCGCGUGGCGGCCCAGGGCGUGCGCAUCACCAACCAGGUCUACUCCAUCCCCGAGGGUGUGACCCAGGGCUCCGGGCAGCAGCUCUUCGACCACAUCGUGGACUGCAUUGUGGACUUCCAGAGGAAGCAGGGCCUGAGUGGGCAGAGUCUGCCCCUGGGCUUCACCUUCUCCUUCCCCUGCCAGCAGCUGGGCCUGGACCAGGGCAUCCUCCUGAACUGGACCAAGGGCUUCAAAGCCUCUGACUGUGAGGGCCAGGACGUGGUGAAGCUGCUGCGGGAAGCCAUCCACCGCAGACAGGCAGCCAAGCUGAAUGUGGUUGCCAUUGUCAAUGACACGGUGGGGACCAUGAUGUCCUGUGGCUACGAGGACUCCCGCUGCGAGGUCGGCCUUAUCGUCGGAACGGGCACCAACGCCUGCUACAUGGAGGAGCUGCGGAACGUGGCGGCCGUGGCCGGAGACUCAGGCCACAUGUGCAUCAACAUGGAGUGGGGCGCCUUCGGGGAUGAUGGCUCUCUGGAUGCUCUCAGCACCUCCUUUGAUGCCAGUGUGGACCAGGCUUCCAUCAACCCUGGGAAGCAGAGGUUUGAGAAGAUGAUCAGUGGCAUGUACCUGGGCGAGAUCGUGCGCCACAUCCUCCUGCACCUGACCCAGCUAGGCGUGCUCUUCCGGGGUCAGCAGACACAGAGCCUCCAGGCCAGGGACAUCUUCAAGACCAAAUUCCUUUCAGAGAUUGAAAGCGACAGCCUGGCCCUGAGGCAGGUCCGGGCUAUCCUGGAGGACCUGGGGCUGCCGUUGACUUCGGAUGAUGCGCUGAUGGUCCUGGAGGUCUGCCAGGCAGUGUCCCAGCGGGCAGCCCGGCUGUGUGGGGCAGGGGUGGCGGCCGUGGUGGAGAAGAUCCGGGAGAACCGGGGCUUGGAGGAGCUCAGCGUGUCAGUGGGGGUGGACGGGACCCUCUACAAGCUGCACCCACACUUCUCCAGCCUGGUGGCGGCCACCGUGCGGGAGCUGGCCCCUCGCUGCACUGUCACCUUCCUGCAGUCAGAGGACGGCUCUGGCAAAGGCGCAGCCCUGGUCACUGCGGUCGCCUGCCGCCUGGCCCAGAGCACCCGAGUCUGAAGAAACCCCCGGCACCAGCUUCGAGUGCCCAGGCCCCCGGAGCCACUCGGAGCA